UGCUAGUCACAGCAGUCAGCUGAUUCACAUCACAUGACUGCCCUUUCUAGUUUUGGGCAAGUCCUGUUUAAUCGGUGCCGUGAAAGUUGUUCCAGAUAAUCUGGUUUUACACGACGGGGAACCAUCACGUGGAAGUUAGUUUUAGGAGAAGAAGAUGACCCGCUGAGGACUUCCGGAAACAGCUGACUAUGUUUCUAAGAGCACUCUGAGUCCGCACAAAGAGGAGCGGGUCUGAAGGGGGUUAGCCUGAAAGCUUCAGCGUUGUUGAUUCUUUUGUGUUGCGUUCACUUCCUCAAGGAGUUUGCAAACAUCGUGCAAAAUGAGUCCGGAGGGGAAGAAUCUGUUGAACAUUGUUAUCCUGGGCUUCGGCUUUAUGUUUAUGUUCACUGCUUUUCAAACAUGCGGCAACAUAGAGCAAACAGUUCUCAAGAGCUUCAACAGCACCGAGUUCCACGGGAGUGGAUACACAAGCAUGGCCAUCAUCUACGGGGUUUUCUCUGCCUCCAACAUGAUCGCCCCCUCAGUGGUGACCGUCAUUGGACCGCAGCUGUCCAUGUUUUUCAGUGGGCUUCUGUACAGCGGCUACAUCGCUAUGUUCAUCUACCCGUACACGUGGAGCUUCUACACAGCCUCCGUGUUGGUUGGAAUAGGAGCAGCAGUCUUGUGGACGGCUCAGGGGAAUGUGCUGACCAUCAACUCUACUGAUAACACCAUUGGAAGGAAUAGUGGCAUAUUCUGGGCGCUGCUGCAGUUCAGCUUAUUCUUUGGAAAUCUCUACAUUUACUGUGCCUGGCAUGGACACGUUCACAUCACCGACAAGGACCGCCAGACGGUGUUCAUCUCCCUCACGGUGAUCAGUCUGGUGGGCUGCUUCCUCUUCUUUCUGAUCCGGAAGCCUGAUCCUGAACCUGCUCCCUCCGGGGCUGCCGAGUCACUGCUGCAGGCCGAGUCCACAGAGAGCUCCUCCGCAGCCAGCUCGGCUCGUCCAGGCCUCUGGUCACAAGCUCUGGAUGCUUUUGUGAAAGCGUGUAAAAUGUUCGCCACCAAAGAGAUGCUGCUGCUGAGUGUCUCCAUAGGGUACACAGGUCUGGAGCUCACGUUCUACAGCGGCGUCUACGGGACGUGUAUCGGAGCCAUGACGCGCUUCGGCCAAGAUGCUAAGAGUCUGAUCGGCAUCUCUGGCAUCUGCAUCGGCAUCGGAGAGAUCCUGGGAGGAAGCGUGUUCGGGAUGCUGAACAAGUGCAGCCGGUUUGGGAGGAACCCGGUGGUUCUGCUGGGCCUCAUCACUCACUACGUGGCCUUUUACCUCAUCUUCCUCAACAUCGCCAGCGACGCUCCCAUAGCCCCGGAGGAAGGGACGGACCUGCAGGCCUACAUCACCCCCAGGUACUAAUACGCACACAUCACCCCCGG
This is a messenger RNA of Anarrhichthys ocellatus (wolf-eel), 1413 nucleotides long. It is a transcript of the gene mfsd11, whose product is annotated as major facilitator superfamily domain containing 11. The record is from RefSeq and is a predicted model, not a curated record. Bases 320 to 1393 code for a protein of 357 amino acids. NCBI's taxonomy places the organism in Eukaryota, Metazoa, Chordata, Actinopteri, Perciformes, Anarhichadidae. The transcript is spliced from 12 exons.